Microbotryum saponariae is the source of this 339-nucleotide messenger RNA. NCBI's taxonomy places the organism in Eukaryota, Fungi, Basidiomycota, Microbotryomycetes, Microbotryales, Microbotryaceae. The record is from the annotation of a GenBank genome assembly.
AUGUUCGGAGGUACAGCCAGCGUAACGACCCUCGUAGCUACGUCGCAUGUAGCUGAUGCUCGCUCUCCCUCGACUUGUACUAUAGGACCCGCUCAAGGACCGACGCCUGCGCAAAUGGCCUUGGCCAAACUGCAGGCCCGCGACACGUUCAAGAACUUUUUCAUCACCUUGAUUGGGUUGAGGAUAGGUCAGUUCAUCCUACCUGACCUCAUAAAAGACGCAUGACUAGAAGUGCGCCCGACCUGAUCUCCCUUCCUCCUCCCACCCAACCUCUGGACUUUCCUUUGCCGCACAGCUCCGUUCGCAUGGGACUUUGCUCGAUCUUUCUUCAAGAAGUGA